ACUGUCGGUACGGUUGUGCGGCUUUCAGUGGGCUGCCAGCGGUCGCCCUGGGCACCACCUGCAUGGAUGGAGCCUACCCGUGUACCCAGGGCCCCAGCUCCACGUCUUAUUUUCCUCGUUGCAACGUUGGCUCUCACUUUCGCAGCGACCGGAUUAUUGUGUGGUGCCAUAAUGUCGGAUCACUGGGAGGAAGUUGGCUGGGACAAGGAGGCUUUGACCCACGCGAAUGUUACACUUAAAUGGUACUUGGAUGGACAGGUGGCGAUGCUAGAGCAAACUCCCGGUCACAGAAAUCAUCAUCCUAGCAGACGAGCUACCUUCCUUGUACCAAUGUACGGCGGAAUUUGGAUCAUGUGCGUCUCCCUCACUGAGGAGGAAAUACGACUACUGGGUCAGGUAGGUUUUCCGCAAGGGAGGUGCAUUAACUACUUGACGCCUGACGAAGUACACGAGGAGAUCCGCGCCGCCUGGCAGAAUCGGAUGCAGAAUUUGAGUAUCUCCUGUUCUCUAGUCUGUCUGAUUAUCUUGGGCACAGCAGUUCUCAUUGGAUUUUUUGGACUCUGCAGACACCAAAUAUCGGCCGUCCUCAUUACCGGUGUGAUGUAUCUUUUAGCAGCCACGUUCGCGUUGUUCACCCUGACGAUAAUUCACUUCAAGAGAGCUCAGGAUCGGGGAACUCGAAUACCCGACGGCCCUGAGGAUGGUGUAAUUGGUGGACCGGUUCCCCGUAAUGUUCUCAAGGCCAGACGAUUCACCAGCUCCUGGAGCAUGGACUUCGGAUGGGGUGGCGUUACAAUUUGCGCCCUUGCCUCGGUUGCAUGGAUCUUGCUCAGCAAAAUAAUGCGUUUCAGCCCUAUUGCUGCUAUGAUAGCGUAGCAGUGGGAAGCCUUCGAGGUCUAAAGUCGUUUCCAAAAGUUACAAUAUAGCGUUUCGAUGUCGUCGCCUCUUUAAGCGUGUUUCAAAUCAAAGGUGAUUGCAUUCAUCCAUGAUGGGAAGUGGGUCACAGGAGUUGAUUGUGUAGUUUCUGAUUUAUUCUGACUAGAAAGUGAGUCAGCUUGAUGGGCAGCUCAAUACCAUGAACUAUUUUGUGAGCUAUGGAAUUUUCAUUGUGUGGAGUAACCAAUUUGUGUCAAGUUGUUAUUCACAGUCUGUAAAGUAAGAAGGCUUUAGCAUAUAGGUGGAAGUUUGACAUUUGGGAGUAAUGGAAACAGGGUACACGACAUUGAGACAAUUUUGAGAGUAUUUUUUCAGAAACGAUAUCAGAGUCAAAAAUGACCACCUCGAAGGCAGUUUGUUUUAUCAACAGGUAAUGCGUGUUGCAUAGUGUUUGUCAAAUUUAUGGGACUAACUUGGACCGGUCUAAAGUAUGGCAAGGUAUGGAAGGAGCCUAAUUUUUGGCAAACCUUCUAUAUGCAACAUUUUGUACAAUUUAUCUAACAAUCUCUAGUCUUUGACAAAGAAAAUAUACACGGAUGAGUGAAGAACUAUAUGUUCAAGAGGGAUGUACAAGCUUUAAAGUAAUACCUCUUGUAUCUUUGAGUUUCCAAAUCUUUAAAGUUUUGCACAAAUUUAUUGCCCUAUCGAGAUAAUUCAAAGAUCCCCUUUUCAUAUAGAUCUUUACUAUAAAGUAAAAUAUUUACAGGUACAUGAGUAAUGAGAUAAUGUGUGUGGGAGGAGAGUAAGGUGUCUGAACUGAAGAAGUAUUAUUCAUUGAUAAGUAGAACAGAGUACACGUUUACCUCAGUUUUGAUUUGCAGUCAGAUUAGUCAAUUACUGUACGAGUAAAGAAACCUUACUGUUUCUAGUCUGUCUUUUUAGACAUAUUUUUAAUAUACUUCUAAUAUGGUCUUAUUUUUGUACAGUUACAAUUAAUAUGAUUAAAUUUAUGUGAGAGUUGAUUUGAAGUAAGAAUAUUUUUGUGUGUUGUAGAAGCUGAGACAAUAUUUGUUGAUCUUUGCUUAAAUAUUUCAAUACAGAUUGUAAUGUAAUAUAGUUGCCUAUAGCAUAAUUCGAUCGCCUUAUAAUUAGAAAGAUAAGCAUGUUUGUAAUAUGCAUAGCAUAGCAGUAAACUUGUUCGAGCCAAUACAAGCAACGAUAUGCGUGUUUGCAAGAAUUUAGCUUUUGCUACGACUUGUUAUAGCAAACAAAAGAGGAAUUAUGCCAACAAAAUGUAUCAUAUACAGAGGAUUGUGAAUUGCAAUUCGUCCAUUAAGAUUUAAGAAACAAAAUAAAGAUGCUUUAAAUGAAAGCAUCUCCUACAUACCCGGAGACUAAGUUUUGCUAGUUCAAUGAUAAAAUGAUUUAAAAAGGAAAAAAAGACGAAUAUAUACGCUUGCAAAACUAUUCUCCGAGUGUUUAUUUAAACGAAACGCAUUUUUCUGAUAAUAUUUUCUUGAUUGUCAUAUUUUUUACCUGAUCCUUGUUAUUUGUUACAUUGAAAUUAAUGUAUCAUACAUGCAAUAAAAGAAUAAGCUAUGUAUAAAUAAAGGAUAUCCUUGUUC
Molecule: messenger RNA, 2501 nt
Organism: Bombus pascuorum
Lineage: Eukaryota; Metazoa; Arthropoda; Insecta; Hymenoptera; Apidae
Exons: 5
Coding region: 67-876 (269 amino acids)
Source: RefSeq, a predicted model, not a curated record